UCCAGAGAAGCUGCCACUGCCCAGCACUCCAGCAGCGAGCGAGCGAGCGAGCGGCUAUGGGGAGCGUGCCGGAGGAGAUCGCCCUGGGCUUCGGCGGCCUGGUGGGGGACCUGCGGGAGGUGUACGAGAGCGGCAGGACCCGGGACCUGGAGUGGCGCCACUCGCAGCUCCGGGGCCUCGUCAGGCUCCUCGAGGAGAAGGAGGAGGACAUCUUUGACGUGCUCCGCGAGGACCUCGGCAAGCACCGCGCCGAGUCCUUCCGGGACGAGGUUGGGGUUCUGAAGAAGUCCAUCGUCGACAAGCUGCAGAACCUCAAGAACUGGGCGGCACCCGAGAAGGCUCGCACGCCGCUGGUUGCCUUCCCGUCGACCGCGCUGGUGGUGCCGGAGCCGCUCGGGGUCGUGCUCAUCUUCUCCUGCUGGAACCUCCCAAUAGGCCUGGCCCUGGAGCCGCUCUCCGGAGCCUUGGCGGCCGGCAACGCCGUGGUGGUGAAGCCGUCCGAGCUCGCGCCGUCCACCUCCGCGUUCCUGGCGGCUAACAUCCCAAAGUACCUGGACCCCAAGGCCGUGAAGGUCGUCGAGGGCGGGGCGGACGUCGGGGAGAAGCUCAUGGAGCACAGAUGGGACAAGGUCCUCUUCACCGGCAGCAGCCGUGUCGGCCGCCUCAUCAUGACGAAGGCCGCCAAGCACCUGACCCCGGUGGCGCUCGAGCUUGGCUCCAAGUGCCCGUGCAUCGUCGACUGGCUCGAUAGCAACAGGGACAGCCAGGUAGCUGUGAAUCGCAUUAUCGGGGCCAAAUGGUCCACCUGCUCGGGCCAAGCUUGCAUCGCCAUCGACUACGUGCUGGUCGAGGAGGAAUUUGCGCCCAUUCUGAUCGAGCUGCUCAAGUCGACCCUGAAGAGGUUCUUCACCAAGCCGGAGUACAUGGCGCGCAUCCUGAACGAGAAGCACUUCAACAGGCUGCGCGACCUCCUGGCGGACCGCAGGGUGUCGGCCUCCGUGGUGCACGGCGGACACUGCAACCCCAAGACACUGAGCAUCGAGCCCACGCUGCUGCUGAACCCUCCGCUCGACUCCGACAUCAUGACGGAGGAGAUCUUCGGCCCGCUGCUCCCCAUCAUCACGGUGAAGAAGAUCGAAGACAGCAUCACGUUCCUGAAAUCGAAGCCGAAGCCGCUGGCGAUCUACGCCUUCACCCGGAACGAGAAGCUGAAGCGCCGGAUCAUCGAGGAGACCUCGUCCGGGAGCGUCACGUUCAACGACGCCAUCGUGCAGUACGGCCUGGACAGCAUCCCGUUCGGCGGCGUCGGGCACAGCGGGUUCGGGCAGUACCACGGCAAGUACUCGUUCGAGAUGUUCAGCCACAAGAAGGCGGUGCUCAAGAGGAGCUUCCUCAUUGAGUUCCUGUUCCGGUACCCGCCCUGGGACGAGAGCAAGAUCGGCAUGCUCAGGCACGUCUACCGCUUCGACUACGUCUCGCUCUUCCUCGCGCUGAUCGGCCUCAGGAGAUGAAGAAAGAAACCCAGCCGGGGGAAGAGGCCGGUGGUGACUGAUGAAUAACCGAGCAAACACAAAGUUGCCCCUGCCGUUGCUGAUGUUCAAGUGCGUGAGCAGCAACGGUUACUUAUGGAUCCGUUUAGACUGGUUGAUUAUUGUGUAAAUGUGCCCUGUAUACGCCAAAGCCUCUACAUUAUCAGUUUAUAUAAAUUCCCGUCAGUUAUUGCACCAA
Messenger RNA from Panicum hallii, 1728 nucleotides. RefSeq names its product aldehyde dehydrogenase family 3 member F1-like. The transcript is spliced from 10 exons. The coding region runs from base 57 to 1511 and encodes 484 amino acids. Gene Ontology annotation, biological process: aldehyde metabolic process. Gene Ontology annotation, molecular function: aldehyde dehydrogenase (NAD+) activity. NCBI's taxonomy places the organism in Eukaryota, Viridiplantae, Streptophyta, Magnoliopsida, Poales, Poaceae. Gene Ontology annotation, cellular component: cytoplasm. The record is from RefSeq and is a predicted model, not a curated record.